AUGUUAGGUGCGGGCAGGCCUCGGCGCAGCCGGGGGCGCCAUGUCUGUUAGGGGCGGCUGCCUGCAAAGGGCGCCCGGGCCUGCGCCGGCCCCGCACUGUACGCUGCACUGUACUGCCGCGGGCACCCGCACGGGAGCGCGCCCAGGCCGGCCGUGAGUCACAGCGAGGACGGGCCGCUGCAGGUAGCAAACCCCGUGAUUUGCAUCACCAAAGUGUAGCAAUUAGCAACAAUCUCUUUUGCUCGCAGGACGCCAUGAGCAGUAACACCAAGGUGUUGGCUGCCAGGUGUGAAUGAACACCUUGUUUUCCUGCUCGAAGUUCAAGGUAUUGCAGGAGGUCAGAGGUCUGGGAUCUGGGUGGUUAAGCUGGGUAAGCCUUUAACUCGGGUCGGGUCAGUUACAUUUUUUUUCAUUGUACUCUGACGACAGGCUACCCAUAAAACAAAGAACAGUUAGCAGGUUCAAGGGUUACUCAAAUGCCAUGUAAUGUAUUAUCACCAGACAGGGUUCAUGCUAAACAACAAGGUUGUAGAAUAACUUAGCCUGAAAGGGACCCUUCCUCAAAGCGGGGCUGGUCUCAGAGUUGCGCCAAGUUGCCUGGGGCCUCAUCCAGACUGAAUUAGGAGCUCCUCCAUAAAGAAGGACUACCCUUCCAAUCAACUGACCUGAGUGCACAGCUGAAAGCCUGGGGAGGAAUUCAGCAGGAUGAAGCCUGUCAUCGUGGUGCACGGUGGAGCUGGCCGGAUCUUCAAGGAGCGAGAAGAGGGAUGUCGUGCUGGUGUUGUCAGAGCUGCGCUGCGAGGUUACCAUGUCCUGAGGCAGGGAGGCAGUGCUGUAGAUGCAGUUGAGGAGGCAGUACGGUCAAUGGAAGAUGAUCCUCAUUUUAAUGCAGGUUGUGGAUCUGUUCUAAAUGAAAAAGGCGAAGUAGAAAUGGAUGCCAUUAUCAUGGAUGGAAAAAAUUUAGACUCUGGAGCAGUAUCUGCAGUUAAGUGCAUAGCAAACCCAGUAAAACUUGCUCGACUUGUUAUGGAAAAGACAAAGCACAUGCUGCUGACUGACCAUGGUGCACACCUGUUUGCUCAGACCAUGGGUAUUCCUGAAGUUCCAGGGGAGAAACUCAUAACUGAGAGAUCCCGGGAAAGAUGGAAGAAGAACCUUGAGCCAGAUUCCAACCCUGAAGAGUUUCAGAAAGACCUUGGAACAGUCGGUGCUGUUGCUAUAGACAGUGAAGGCAAUGUAGCUUGUGCAACAUCCACGGGAGGACUCUCUAAUAAACUGAUUGGCCGUGUUGGUGACACAGCAUGCAUAGGAAGUGGAGGUUAUGCUGACAACCAUUCUGGUGCCACUUCAACGACAGGACAUGGGGAGAGCAUUAUGAAAGUGGUCUUAGCCCGACUGAUUCUCUAUCACAUGGAGCAAGGAAUGUCACCAGAGGUAGCAGCGGACACUGCAUUAGACUACAUGAAGACACGAGUUGGGGGUUUGGGGGGUGUCAUUGUUGUCAGCAAGGCAGGAGAGUGGGCAGCAAGGUUCUCCACCAAGCAAAUGUCCUGGGCUACUAUAGAGGAUGACAACCUGCAUUAUGGGAUUUAUGCUGGGGAGAAGCAUACAAAACCUGUUGAUGAAGCACUUGCAUCUGAAAGGGAGGGACUCUAAGAAUGAAAAAAGUUGACUGAUGGAGAAGAAUGAAGGUCUCCAGUUUUUGUUGGAGGAUAGUGACAGCUGAUUUUGUCUUUCUGAGAGAUGUUUUAGUUCACAGGCAUUACCACAUUUACAGUCAAAACAAAAUCUGGACAUAGUUCUUUAGUGGACAUGUAUAUAUGUGUAGUCUUUUAAUACCUCAAGUCAGAUCCUCCUUUUUUAGAUAAGAAAGAGAAUGGUGUGUAGGUUCCUUGGUUAGCAUGCCUUAAUCUUACAUUAAAGGGAGUCUUGAGUUUCAGUAUUAGAGGAUCUCCUGUGUACAUUCUCAGAGACUGCUGCCAGGAUGAUUUGAGACAUAAAUGCCUAUUAAUUAAAAGCUGAAUUUUGGAAGUCCAGAGUCUUUUGAGCAGCCAUCUCAUGAUAACUUGCUAAUUGUUGGUGAAAGUACACCAUAGAGCAGCAAAGGGUUAAGAUUAAAAUCAUUGUUGCAGUCUUGAGCUAACUUGUCACAUAAAAUGAAGUAAAGAAAGUAACUUUCUCCAUAGAAGGGAAGGUGAUGCUAAGGAGCUCUAAUUCCAUUCCUUGACAUCAGACCGGAAAUCGCAAGAAAAUUGGGUACAGUAUUUCAAAUUGUACCUGGUCAGUUAACAGGAAAGAUGCUAUUGACAGUAAUAUUUUGGGGUGGUAUUGAAGAAAGUUGUUAUUUCAAUAAAAUAAUGGCAAUCUUUACUACUGAAAUGUAAAGGUGAUAGGCACCUUUUAAGUCAAAACAUGAAACAGACGCUGAUUAACUGGAAAAAAUAAUUAUCUGAAAGUAAGUGGUCAAAGCAAGUUGUACUGAAAUAAAUAAAACUGCCUGUUAACAA
Molecule: messenger RNA, 2507 nt
Organism: Oenanthe melanoleuca
Lineage: Eukaryota; Metazoa; Chordata; Aves; Passeriformes; Muscicapidae
Gene: ASRGL1
Product: asparaginase and isoaspartyl peptidase 1
Exons: 8
Coding region: 706-1656 (316 amino acids)
Molecular function (GO): asparaginase activity
Source: RefSeq, a predicted model, not a curated record